AGACUUAAGUAUGUUUGGUGAGAAGGUGACAGUGUAUUUAUUUCCGUGGUGUGUGUUGGACGGUCAAGUGUUGUGAGAGGAGCGAGUGUAUCGAUCCGCGUCAAGAGUGGCGAGCUCAGGUGUGGGUCAGAGGUGCUGCUGGUGCCUCCCUCUUAUUUAUCCCCUUUACUCCACUACCCACCGGAAUUGUGCCCGAGGAAUCAGUGUACACGUGCAGUGCGUGGGGGUAUUUAUCGGAAAACAUGAAAAUGGCUCGGGUGUGGCUGGGAUAACACCGGGAAAGAUGAGAUGAAGUGAGUGUGGGGCCGAGAGUGUGAAGUUGGCGGGUGAGGGCCGUUCAUGGUGCUGGAACUGAGGCUUUUUCGAGGCUGAGAGGAGGCUAGGAUGCAGAAGGGAGAGAGGCGAGAGCGUGGAGGCGGCGGAGGGACCAAGGAGCAGGACGAUCCGGCGUCUAGAAGGGUGUCGCGAGCCAGCACAGCUAACAGAACAGCCACUACCAUGCAGCCAGGGUCCCGCACCUCCUCCUCCUCCAACUCCCUGGAGCUCUUCGUGGGGCCAAACUUCAGGGUCGGCAAAAAGAUCGGCUGCGGGAACUUCGGCGAGCUGAGAUUAGGGAAGAACCUCUACAAUAAUGAACAUGUUGCCAUCAAACUGGAACCCAUCAAAGCCAAGGCACCUCAGCUCCACCUUGAGUACAGGUUCUACAGGAUGCUGGAUGCAGUGGGAGACAGCGACAGGCCGAGAGUAGAGGGCAUUCCUAGGAUUUACUACUUCGGUGUCUGCGGGAAGUACAACGCCCUGGUGAUGGAGCUAUUGGGGCCAAGCUUGGAGGACCUGUUUGAUAUGUGUGGCCGACGAUUCACCCUUAAGACAGUACUAUUAAUAGCCAUACAAUUAAUUAGUAGAACAGAGUAUGUACAUUCUAGAAGAUUAAUAUAUCGAGAUGUGAAGCCAGAGAAUUUCCUCAUAGGAAGAAGCUCCACUAAAAAAGACAAGAUUAUAAACAUCAUAGAUUUUGGUCUAGCAAAGGAGUACAUUGAUCCCACCACCAACAAGCACAUCCCUUACCGGGAGCACAAGUCUCUGACGGGCACGGCUCGCUACAUGUCCAUCAACACACACAUGGGCAAGGAGCAGUCCCGCAGAGACGACUUGGAGGCUCUCGGUCACAUGUUCAUGUACUUCCUCCGCGGGUCCCUCCCCUGGCAGGGCCUCAAGGCGGACACCCUCAAGGAGCGCUACCAGAAGAUUGGAGACACCAAGAGAGCAACUCCUAUUGAAGUUCUCUGUGAGAACUACCCCGAGGAGAUGGCGACGUAUCUGAGAUACGUACGGCGGCUUGACUUCUUCGAGACUCCAGAUUAUGAUUACCUCCGAAAGCUGUUCCAGGAUCUGUUUGAGCGGAAAGGCUACGUGGACGACGGGGAGUUUGACUGGACCGGCAAGACUAUGUCCACACCAGUUGGGUCAACGCAGACAGGGACUGAAGUCAUUGUAUCUCCGAGCAGAGAGAACCGAGAGAGGCACCCCACAGCCACUAAGGGCGGCACCAAGGGUACGGCAGCCUGGCCCGAAACCCCCAAGCAGGCAAGCAACAUGUUAGGCGGCAACCUCACCCCUGCAGACCGCCACGGCUCCGUCCAGGUUGUGAGUUCUACAAAUGGGGAGCUUGGCCCUGAUGACCCUCUGGCCGGCCACUCCAACACCCCCAUCACUGUCCACCAGGAAGGAGACACCUCAGAUGAAACAAAAUGUUGCUGUUUCUUCAAAAGAAAGAAGAAGAAGGCAGGGCGUGGCAAGUGACUGGCAGUGGUGCAGUGCUCCCCGGAGAGAGAAGCCAUUGCGGUGCUGCUGCCAGCCUCACAGUCGCAGUCCAAUGAGAGCAUCCUCAACCCUCAGGCACCGCCACCAGGGGGCGGGCAACAAGCCAACCCCCACAAGCACUGAUCACUCGACCAUUACCUCAUCACCACCGGAAGCGCUGCAUCUCCAGUGUAGUCAAGUACUUGCCUCUCAAGAUGUGGAAUGGAGCCUCAUGCUUACAUCUGUGUUGUGUAAAAAUUUGUUGUGACCCCAUCCAGCACAUUUAUGUACUGUUAUGCCUGUGCUGCGAUGAGCCGUGUGUACCGGGAGACGGUGGGUGGUGACCGAGCCUUACAACUUGGUCCGGUGAUUCUGCUUAUAUAUUUUGCUGUACACACAUCUGGAGUGCUGGAAGAUGGUUUGCCAAAGCAACUUUUAUUUUGGACAACCUAUAUUGCAUCUGUGUGGAAGAAAUUAUAGAGAAAUUAUUUUCAGCACCUUGAUCUUAAUGGACACUGAGCUUAAUGUAGAAAAGAAGUGUGCAAUAAAGAUAUACUCAGUUCUAUACUUCAUUAGAUGGUGAUUGCUCUUGGCAGAAAUCCGUUUCCUGUAACAAAGGGAAAACAUUUUGUUGCCAGACAGAAUGGACUUGAAGAGGGCUGAGGUGGUGGUGGUGGUUAUGGCAAGUUGGAGGUCACCAAGAGUUGCUUAGUUUGGAUUGAAGCCCAUGUUCCCUGGGAUUCCCCCCCCCUCACCCACCCACACUAGGCCUAGCCUGUAAAAGUGGUAAGUGCAGUCCUUUCUUGCUUUUGUGACUCAUCAGUGUUUUAUUUUACCUAUUUAUAAUGAAUACUGGGAUGCUCAUUGACGGUCACACAAAGCUGAAAGCGACUGACUUAGUCACACUUGUUCUGUGAUUAUUACUCAUGACGAGUUCUGCUGCUCGUUCACUCCAUCUACCAAAAAGCGAAUGAACUAUUGUGCUUUGAGGAACUUUUUUAGUCAAUUUAUUUAUUUUUUUAUUUAUUUUAUUUUAUUUUAUUAUUUUUUUUUUUUUUUUUUUUUACCAAGUGACAUCCUAUUUCCUUUUGUAUUUAGUUGCCUUGGGGAGGUACUAGUGUUUACACAUUUUGGGACAACACUUGUUUAGAUGUAGCUUGGUGGAAGCAAGUCAUGACCAAGGGAAAUGGGAUAUAUAUUUUUUUCUAAUGUCCCUGUGUUGGUACCAAACUGCAAUCCAAUGUCAUAGCUAUAUAAUCUUAAUAAUAUUAUUUUACCUAUAAAUUAUAACAAAAUAUAUUUGCUUAAAUUCUGAACAAGCAGUGUUGAUUCUCAAUAUUGUUGAAGGUCGGCCAUCAAGGAAAAGGUCAAUGGUACAGUGAAACUGUCAGUGUUCCAGGCUGUGUGGAACAAGGAGGUCUUGAAAACACGAGGAGUUCCCAGUGCAAAACAGACAGAGGCACCAGCUGAAACACAUGACACUCAGCAGUCCCGUGUCUGGGGGUUAGUGGACCAAGGGUCAUGUAAGGAGAGCGGGCCACCAUGUGGAGCAGGGCGGUAGUCAAGCGAUAUUCCCUUACCAAGAGGAAGUGGCAAAAAUAAACAUUGUUCAGCAGUAACAUCUAUUUACUAACUGUUGGUUUAUAAUUUAUGUAGGAACUGAUAACAAAAAGUAAAAAAGCAGAUGUAUUACAGGCAUAUAAUUAUUCCAGUUUUUCAUUACUUUGCUAGUCCUGAGGCUUUGGAAACGUGCACAGUGGAAGGUUGGAUGAGUGUUGGGAAAUUCACCUGAGUAGACAUGGAAUGACAGUGGUCUUUCAUGGUCUUGCAGUAUUUUCCUCCUGACCUUGUGUUACACCAUGAUCUCGUGCCCCAGGGCUUGUGUUGGCAGUGUCCGGCCUACCUUCUGUUGUUAGGGAGCUUUGUGUGGCAGGGUAGGGACUUAUGAUAUUUUUAUGUUUAACACUUCGUCAGAAUAGAAAACUUAGCCACAUAGAAAACAAUAAGUAAAGGAAUUGUUUUUGUCAUCCAAAGCUUUCAUUCAUUUGUUUUAUUAUUUCCAUUAAUAUAAAUUAUUUUAUUCUUAUAUCCAUCCUUGGGCACCUUUUUUUUAUCAUCAUCUUUUCUUUUAGAUUCCUCCUCAUUCUCUCUCUUUGUUAAGAGAGGUCAUCAUUGUCUUUUAUUUGUUUUUGUCACAAUUGAUAUUGCCUGUUGAGGCUCUUGUAUUUUCCUAAUGGUCACUUCAGCUGUGUGGACUUGCCUACAUAUGGUCACAUUCUUGCUCACAUUUUAUGGAUGUAGUGAGGAAACUAAUAUAUUUAGGUGUAUAGAAAUAUUUAUUGAAUGCCAGUUAUCAGGGAAUACUGGUGUAUGAAUAUUAUUGCAUCUUAUUCUGUGCUGAAGCCAUUUUAUUCUGUCCAGUUUUUUAGGUAAAAGUUUGACAUCUUGCUGCUGAGCUCUUAGAAAUAGUGACCUGGUCCACAGACAAGUGAGUACAAGGCAAACAAUAAGCAAAGUGUAGUACUGUAUUGCCUUCCUUCACACUGGUGCUGAUGCCAUCUGCAACACACAUUGUGGUGGGUGUGGAUCCCAGUAAGGGCCACAAACUUCAUUCUGAAAUGAGGACAGAGAAUGGACCCUGGACUGAAGGAGUAACUGAUUGUGCCAGAUGGCUGAGGUGCCACAACAGUCGGCACGAUGGGCCUUGCAACAAGUAAUGAAGAAAUGGGUAGCAGCGUAGCGCUGGCGGCAGCAGCACCACCACCAGUGUUAUCACCAUCACCCAUUAUGCACCGUCAUCAGCAAUGAUAAACUUUAGUAGUAUACUGGUUUUUAAUAAUUUUUACACCUUCAGUGUACAUAGGAAGUUAUUAAAGUUUGCUGUUGUUUUAAGUUGAGUAUUGCUGAUGCGAUGACAAACCAUUUUGUAGGAAGCCAGGCUGAUGUGAUCAUCCCUCUACCGUCACCAUAGGUCUUGGCCGUCAGUGUCAUGUAUAUAUGUGAUUAUUCAUGAGCAAGUGGCUUGCUUCUCUUUGGAGGUCAGUGAUCAUGUUCGAGUGCGUGUGUGUGAGUGGAGACGGUAGUGUCAUCUGUGAUUUUCUCACUAGGAAUUAUCUGAAUGCUAAUUAUGAACUAAGUUGAGUAAGCCAAGUCACAAGAGCCUGUCACCCAUUUUUGGAAGUCGGCAAGUAGUAAGUUUUUUGUAUAAUUUCGGAUAUGGAUGUAACCUAUGACGGUCCAUUGAAGAUAGCCAUAGUGUAUUUCAUCUUUCUAUGAAGUUGUCCUGUGGUUUGUAAGGAUGAAGGAAAUCACUUGUUUGCCUGUAUGGAACAUACUGCUUCAAUGUGCUGUUAAUAAUAAAACUCAGCAUUUGUAUCCGUAUAAUCCAUAUAACUGGAAGAAUAUAAUAAUACUGUUGUUA
Portunus trituberculatus (swimming crab) is the source of this 5224-nucleotide messenger RNA. It is a transcript of the gene gish, whose product is annotated as casein kinase I-like. The transcript is spliced from 12 exons. Bases 385 to 1803 code for a protein of 472 amino acids. NCBI's taxonomy places the organism in Eukaryota, Metazoa, Arthropoda, Malacostraca, Decapoda, Portunidae. Gene Ontology annotation, molecular function: protein serine/threonine kinase activity; ATP binding. Gene Ontology annotation, cellular component: cytoplasm; nucleus; plasma membrane. Gene Ontology annotation, biological process: signal transduction; positive regulation of canonical Wnt signaling pathway; peptidyl-serine phosphorylation. The record is from RefSeq and is a predicted model, not a curated record.